Molecule: messenger RNA, 231 nt
Organism: Penicillium verhagenii
Lineage: Eukaryota; Fungi; Ascomycota; Eurotiomycetes; Eurotiales; Aspergillaceae
Exons: 1
Coding region: 1-231 (76 amino acids)
Source: RefSeq, a predicted model, not a curated record
AUGUCAUCCAUCAACACCAACCCCACUUUUCUCAGCCCUAUGGGCCCGGAGAAUCCAUUUGAAGCCGGUACAACCUGCAUAGUGGAGAUUCCAGCCCUAUGGACAUUCAGUCUGAACCGAGGGAGAGGCUUUCCAAAGCUAGGCAACAGUUUCAUGAGCUUCAUUCCAUCCGAAAAUCUCAGAGGAAGUGCUCAAGAAAACACCAAGGUCCUCACCAAAGUUCUUCUAUAA